This is a messenger RNA of Ectocarpus siliculosus, 1530 nucleotides long. NCBI's taxonomy places the organism in Eukaryota, Phaeophyceae, Ectocarpales, Ectocarpaceae. The record is from the annotation of a GenBank genome assembly.
AUGCUGGCUCCUUCUGACUCCUUCUGGCUCCUUCCGGCGGCUCCUUCUGGCUGCUGGCUCCUUUUUCGUUCCAGAAAAACGCUGACUCCAUGCUACCCCUCACCCCUCCCUAUUGAUACCUCUUUAUCUAUAAACAGACCAAGGGUAUUAUUGUUUGCGUCGCCCCCAUCGUCGCAAUCGUCCCAAUCGCCGCGCCGUUGCGCGUGUGUGCUGUGUGUGUUUCCAACCACACACACCACCAGACAGGUACCGCACAGCCCCCCGCCGCGGCCAGCAGGAACCUCUCGCAUAGCUUUACUCCAGCGGGCAUCCCACUUGUACGCAGUGCUCUCGUUGUGGCGACAUCGUGGGAUCAAAAUGGCGGAUACUAUGCGAUUCUGCAGCGAAUGCAAUAACAUCAUGCACCCGAAAGAGAACAAGACGGACCGGAAAUUGAUGUAUUCAUGCAAUCGGUGUAAAUAUGAGGAGGAUGCGCAAUCGGGAUCGUGCGUCUACAGGAAUAACCUCAUCACUACCGCAGGGAAUAAGCUAGAUAUUGUGCAGACCGAUGUCGUGGACGACCCCACCUUGCAACGAAGCAAGAAUGCCAUCUGCGAGAAAUGCAACUACAACGAAGCCGUCUUCUUCCAAGCAGACGAGGGAGCCAAAUCGCAGAGCUUAUCAUUGAUUUUCGUGUGCACCAACCGGGCUUGCGGGCACAAGUGGGUCAGCUGAUCGCCCUCGGCCAUGCACAAGCGGCUGUCUUGCUACAGCCACCAAUCUUGAGAAGCACGGGGAUAGGAUUGUACCACGACCGCGGUUUCGGAUCCCGAAAUGUCGUUUGUACAGUGUCUCGAGUCAAGUAUAACUCUAUCGUUUUUUUUGCGUUGUGUGGGGUAUGGAGGAGAAGCGAUUGUGCAGAGUUCAGAACGACCUUUACGGCGAAGAAAACCAUAGCAGGAGCAGCGGUGGAUCCAGCGCAGCAGUAGCACUGCUGAAGUGUACCGUGUGCUGCUAGCUUGAUCCAACGGGGUACAGCAUUAAGCGAACACCGGUACCGCCAAAGAAUCCAACUUGAUUAAGAUGUGAUGCAUUGUCAUGUGAAACAGAGGUCGACACGAACCAAGCACACAGACGAUAUGUUGUUGUUCUGAGGGCAUCUAUUUCAUGAGGAGUGAAAGGAGGGGACGUAGGGGUAGUCUUCGUUCUGGGUGUAGCCAAAACUGGAGAUGUAAAUAAUAAAUACCGCAGUAUAUCCUGCCGCUCAUUUUUUUCCCACCUGAUUUGGGAUCAUUUAGCGAGCUGUGUGGCAUGAAAGACGUCUGUCUGCAUGCGUUACGCUACCAGUGCAUGAUACUUGUGCAGAUGGCAGUAUGUGGCGACAGAAGGGGGCAUGUCACCGCGUUCAUUGUUGUUGGGGGUGUUAGUUUCGUCGUCUCGCAAUAAAACGUGCGUGUAGCUGAAUGGCUUGAUGGAGGCGGUGAUUGGGUUGGGACCUCCGCAGCCGCACAGCAGCAGUCCAAGAGCAAUAAUAAUACCACAAAUAUUUCG